AUGACAUACAGUUUUCGCUAUCGACAGCGACUGUACGCACCAAUUUAGCAGAUAGCUCAUUUAAACCUGUAGAAAAAUAUAAACAAAUAUAUAAAAAAAUAUGGAGUGCCUAAUAGGAAUCCAGUUCAAUGAUUUUGUCCUUGUUGCGGCUGACAUGACCAACGCUACAUCGAUUAUGGUCAUGAAAAAUGAUGAACAAAAGAUUCAUAAAUUGGCCAACAAACUUGUCAUGGCUGUUUCUGGUGAAAGUGGAGAUGCCACUCAGUUUUCAGAAUAUAUCAAUAAAAAUUUGCAGUUGUACAAAAUGAGAAAUGGCUAUGAACUGUCCCCUAAAGCAGCUGCUAAUUUUACCCGGAGGAAUCUGGCAGAUUAUUUACGUUCUAGAACUCCAUACUUUGUUAAUAUGUUGAUGGCUGGUUAUGAUGAUCAAACUGGUCCUGAAUUGUACUUUAUUGAUUACUUAGCAUCAUGUGUUAAAGUACCUUAUGCUGCUCAUGGAUAUGGAGGUUUCUUUUCGCUCACUAUUUUAGACAGAUAUCAUAAAAAAAAUCUGUCAGAAGACGAAGCUUAUAUUUUAAUGAAGAAAUGUGUCAGAGAAAUUCACAAACGCCUCAUUAUUAAUUUACCAAAUUUCAAAGUUCAAAAAAUUUCUAAAAAUGGAGUUACAGAAUUACCACCAAUUACUGUCCAAAGCUUAGCAGUUGAAGAUGCUGCCAAGGCUUGAAGACAUUAUUAUAAUUAUUGAUUUUUAAGGUUUCUUUGUCUCUUAAUAAAUCAGCAAUUUUGAAGUAUCAUACUGGAAAUUUGAUUUUGUUGCUGUAAUAAAAUUUUGUUAAAUAAAAUGGAAAAUUUUUAUAUUACAAAGAAAAA
This is a messenger RNA of Trichogramma pretiosum, 870 nucleotides long. RefSeq names its product proteasome subunit beta type-2-like. The transcript is spliced from 3 exons. The record is from RefSeq and is a predicted model, not a curated record. Gene Ontology annotation, biological process: proteasomal protein catabolic process. Gene Ontology annotation, cellular component: proteasome core complex; cytosol; proteasome core complex, beta-subunit complex. The coding region runs from base 101 to 724 and encodes 207 amino acids. NCBI's taxonomy places the organism in Eukaryota, Metazoa, Arthropoda, Insecta, Hymenoptera, Trichogrammatidae. Gene Ontology annotation, molecular function: peptidase activity.